AUGAAGUUCACUACAGUCAUCUCAGUCGGUGCCGCCGCUAGCACCGCCAUGGCCGCCCCCUUUCUCGAGAAGCUGGCGACGUUUGGCGGCGCCAAGGCCAAGUGGAUAAUCGGUAAUCAGGACGACAAGUACGACGGCGUGUCGCCCUUCUACUUCACAUCGACAUACAGCGUACUGGCCACGCCGGAUCAAGUCGUCAACGCAUCCAACAUCGCCACGGGAGGCCUUGAAGGCUCCAAGGGCUGGUUCCUGUAUGGCAUCAAUGCCGAUGAGGAUGUCAUCUGCUACAACAUCACCACGCAGGGCUUCCGCGGCGAUUAUCAGUCGCCGGCCGUGACGGCGACGCACAUCCAUCAGGGUGAGAAGGGCAAGAACGGCCCGCCGAGGAUUGCUUUCCCAAACCCAGAGCCCAUUGGUGAUGGUAAUGUGCGCCGAAGCCUCGGUUGCCUUAAGGGGCCCUUCCGUACUGGCGUCAUGGUUGAUGGGCGGGACACCGGCGAGGGAUUUGCCGUGGCCAUGAUCGAGAAGGACCCGGCUGGCUUCUUUACGGACUCGCACUCGUCGCUCGCGGUGGCAGGUGCUUUCCGGGGACAGCUUGGAUGCCGAGAACGCUAG
This is a messenger RNA of Pyricularia pennisetigena, 615 nucleotides long. RefSeq lists its product as uncharacterized. The transcript has 2 exons. The coding region runs from base 1 to 615 and encodes 204 amino acids. The record is from RefSeq and is a predicted model, not a curated record. Lineage: Eukaryota; Fungi; Ascomycota; Sordariomycetes; Magnaporthales; Pyriculariaceae.